Messenger RNA from Dimorphilus gyrociliatus, 1735 nucleotides. The record is from the annotation of a GenBank genome assembly. Lineage: Eukaryota; Metazoa; Annelida; Polychaeta; Dinophilidae.
UAUGAUUGCUUUAAAUCGUGACUUUGAAUCUCCCGUUAAAAUGGAGAAUAUAAAGAGAAGAUUUCGACCAGAUCAGGAAUCCUCAUUAAACAAACUUCGAAGAUUAAAGUUGAAAGAAUUACAAAGGAUUAUGUUUGUCAAUCCAAAUAGACCACCCGAUCAUGUAUAUAACUUAAAUGUCACUUUAAGCGAAAAAAUACCCUUGGAAAGAGAAAUUCCAGACACGAGACCCCAAAGUUGUGAUAAAAUUGUGUACGACAUCUCCAAAAUGCCUAAAACCAGUGUCAUUAUCAUCUUCUAUAACGAAGCCUUGUCAAUGUUGUUAAGAACUGUUCAUUCAAUAUUGUCAAGAACUCCAGAUGAAUUAUUAGAAGAGAUUAUACUUGUUAAUGAUCAUAGCUCUAACAAAGAUCUGAAAAAAUAUCUUGAAAAAUAUGUUGGAUAUCUUCCAAAGGUAAAAUUAUUACAAACCACACAGAGAGAAGGAUUAAUUAGAGCGAGAUUAAUUGGAUUUCAUGAGGCCACUGGAGAUUUUGUGUUCUUUCAAGAUGCUCAUACUGAGGCAAAUGUUGAUUGGUUACAACCUCUACUACAGGAAGUUAUCAAAAACCCCAGAACUGUAAUUCAACCAGAAGUCGAUCAAAUUGAUGCUCAAACUAUAGAAUAUAAAGGCGGCAAUAAUAUAGUUCCAAGGGGUGGUUUUAGUUGGGAUCUUCGUUAUACAUGGAUGGAGAUGCCUGAACAUGAGAAUCAAAGGGUAACAAUAGAAGCUGAGAAGCUUGGUGUUGUACCAGAUUCCCUACCGUUUAGAACUCCAACAUUAGUAGGUUGUGCUUUUGGAGUUUUAAAAUCUUAUUUUAACCAUAUUGGUACAUUUGACGAUGAUAUGAAAAUAUGGGGUGGUGAAAAUAUUGAAUUAGCUUGGAGAGUUUGGCAAUGUCACGGUCAAGUUUUAACUCAUCCUUGCUCUAGAGUUGCUCACACUUUUAAACCAUUUUCCUAUAAGUUUGAUGGGGAUAGAGAGAAAAUUGUACAAAAAAACUUAAUGAGAAUGGCGGAAACUUGGAUGGAUGACUAUGCCAAGUAUUUUUACGCAAUCUCCUACGCUUGGGUACCAAAAAGGACAUUUCUAACGAGGAAGGAAAAGCAGAGUUUACAAACUAGGAAAAAAUUAAGAAGGGACUUGAAAUGUAAAUCUUUUCGCUGGUACUUAGAAAACAUUAUUCCUGAAAUGCCUACGCCUCCUGAUUACUCUCUUUAUCAUGGUGAAAUCUUUAGUGUAAAAUCGGAGGCCUGUUGGUUCCCCAAGCCCAGCGGUUUUAUUGGAAUAACAUAUUUUUGCUUCUUCCAUAGAAUAGUGCCACAGAAUGAACUUUCUAUGAAUGUAAAAGGUCAUAUUUUCAUUGGAUCAAAAUUUGUCAGAGUAGACAAAAAGUUAUGGUUGCUGUACCUAAGUGACGAAGAACCAUCUCCAAACGAAGAAAUUUGGAGAAUGAAUCACAAUGGCUAUUAUACUGGACAAUUAGGUGUUGAAUUUACAAAUGCGCAUGGAGCUAGACAAAGAAUGUGCGCUGUUCAAGUAACAAACGUUCACAGAGUUCAUUAUAAGGAGCAAAUGGUACAAUUAUCACGGUGUAAUAUUAGAGAUCCCUUUCAAAAUUGGAGAUGGACUUAUAAAUUAGAUUGGAAUUAUAACUUUGAUGAAAGGCACGCAGAACCAAUGAGAAAUGAGUAA